Messenger RNA from Dipodomys ordii (Ord's kangaroo rat), 7100 nucleotides. It is a transcript of the gene Dnajc13, whose product is annotated as DnaJ (Hsp40) homolog, subfamily C, member 13. The coding region runs from base 64 to 6501 and encodes 2145 amino acids. Gene Ontology annotation, biological process: endosome organization; regulation of early endosome to late endosome transport; receptor-mediated endocytosis. The transcript has 53 exons. NCBI's taxonomy places the organism in Eukaryota, Metazoa, Chordata, Mammalia, Rodentia, Heteromyidae. The record is from RefSeq and is a predicted model, not a curated record. Gene Ontology annotation, cellular component: endosome membrane.
CGGCGUAGACGCAGGCGCUGUGAGCCCGGGUGAAGAUGGCGGCCUCCAGAGUUUCAGCACAAAAUGAACAUAAUUAGGGAAAAUAAGGAUUUGGCUUGUUUCUACACAACGAAACAUUCAUGGAGGGGAAAGUAUAAACGAGUCUUUUCAAUUGGAACCCAUGCAAUUACUACAUAUAAUCCCAAUACCUUAGAAGUAACAAAUCAGUGGCCUUAUGGAGACAUUUGCAGCAUCAGCCCUGUUGGAAAAGGACAGGGAACAGAGUUCAAUCUCACGUUUCGUAAAGGCACUGGGAAAAAGUCAGAAACUUUAAAGUUUUCUACAGAGCACAGAACUGAACUCCUUACAGAAGCGUUGAGAUUUAGAACUGAUUUUUCAGAGGGAAAAAUCACAGGAAGGAGAUAUAACUGCUAUAAGCAUCACUGGAGUGACACAAGGAAACCUGUAAUUUUGGAAGUAACUCCCGGAGGCUUUGACCAAAUAAAUCCUGCAACCAAUAGAGUACUGUGCUCCUACGACUACAGAAACAUUGAAGGCUUUGUAGAUCUCUCCGAUUAUCAAGGGGGUUUUUGCAUACUUUACGGAGGAUUUAGCAGAUUGCAUUUAUUUGCAUCAGAGCAAAGAGAAGAGAUUAUCAAGAGCGCAAUAGACCAUGCUGGCAACUACAUAGGUAUUUCAUUGAGGAUCAGGAAAGAGCCUUUAGAAUUUGAGCAAUAUUUGAAUCUUCGCUUUGGAAAGUACAGCACAGAUGAAUCCAUCACAUCUUUAGCAGAGUUUGUGGUCCAAAAAAUAUCUCCUAGACAUCCGGAACCUAUCAAAAGAGUGCUGGCACUUACAGAGACAUGUUUAGUAGAAAGAGAUCCAGCAACUUAUAAUAUUGCCACAUUGAAGCCUUUGGGAGAGGUAUUUGCUUUGGUUUGUGACUCAGAAAACCCACAACUUUUUACCAUUGAAUUUAUUAAAGGGCAGGUUCGAAGAUACUCUUCAACUGAAAGAGAUUCCCUGCUAGCAAGUUUGCUGGAUGGAGUAAGAGCCUCUGGGAACAGAGAUGUCUGUGUAAAAAUGACACCAACCCACAAAGGUCAGCGAUGGGGUUUGCUCAGCAUGCCCGUGGAUGAGGAAGUGGAGAGCCUACACCUCCGAUUCUUAGCUACUCCUCCCAAUGGCAACUUUGCAGAUGCUGUAUUCAGGUUCAAUGCUAAUAUUUCCUACAGUGGAGUUCUACAUGCAGUAACACAGGAUGGCCUGUUCUCAGAAAACAAAGAAAAACUGAUCAAUAAUGCUAUUACAGCACUGUUGUCCCAGGAGGGCGAUGUCGUGGCCUCAAACGCAGAGCUAGAGAGUCAGUUCCAAGCUGUGAGGAGGCUUGUCGCUUCCAAAGCCGGGUUUCUGGCCUUCACUCAGCUUCCAAAGUUCCGGGAGCGUCUAGGAGUGAAAGUGGUAAAAGCACUGAAGAGGCACAACAACGGUGUCAUCCAUGCGGCUGUCGACAUGCUCUGUGCCCUCAUGUGUCCCAUGCAUGAUGACUAUGACUUAAGACAAGAACAGCUAAACAAAGCUUCUCUUCUCUCUUCAAAGAAGUUUCUGGAAAACUUACUGGAGAAAUUUAAUUCCCAUGUGGAUCAUGGGACUGGAGCCCUAGUUAUUAGUUCACUCUUGGACUUCCUUACCUUUGCCCUGUGUGCUCCGUACAGUGAGACAACCGAAGGGCAGCAGUUUGAUAUGCUCUUAGAGAUGGUAGCCUCCAAUGGAAGAACCCUCUUUAAGCUCUUUCAGCAUCCUUCCUUGGCAAUUAUAAAGGGAGCUGGAUUGGUGAUGAAGGCAAUCAUAGAGGAUCAGUAUGGAAAGUUUAAUAAAGUACCAGAGUGGCAAAGACUAGCUGGAAAAGCUGCUAAAGAAGUUGAAAAAUUUGCCAAAGAAAAAGUGGAUCUCGUGUUGAUGCACUGGAGAGAUAGGAUGGGCAUUGCUCAGAAAGAGAAUAUCAGUCAGAAGCCAGUAGUUCUUCGGAAGAGACGACAAAGAAUAAAAAUAGAGUCAAAUUGGGAUCUCUUCUAUUAUAGGUUUAGUCAAGACCAUGCCAGAUCAAACCUUAUUUGGAAUUUCAAAACACGAGAAGAGCUGAAAGAUACUCUUGAAUCUGAAAUGAGAACAUUUAAUAUUGAUAGAGAGCUUGGCAGCACUAAUGUUAUUUCCUGGAACCACCAUGAAUUCGAGGUUAAAUACGAGUGCCUGGCAGAGGAAAUCAAAAUAGGAGACUAUUAUCUGAGAUUACUGUUAGAGGAAGAUGAGAAUGAAGAGAGUGGAUCGAUUAAGAGAUCGUAUGAAUUUUUCAAUGAGCUCUAUCAUCGCUUUCUGCUCACUCCCAAAGUAAACAUGAAGUGUUUGUGUUUACAAGCUCUUGCUAUUGUUUACGGCCGGUGUCAUGAAGAAAUAGGACCCUUUACUGAUACCAGAUACAUCAUUGGAAUGCUGGAGCGGUGCACAGAUAAACUUGAACGAGACAGAUUGAUCCUCUUUCUAAACAAGUUGAUCCUUAAUAAGAAAAAUGUAAAAGAUCUCAUGGAUUCAAAUGGGAUCAGGAUCCUCGUGGACCUGCUCACCCUCGCCCAUCUCCACGUGAGCCGAGCUACGGUUCCACUGCAAAGCAAUGUAAUUGAAGCUGCUCCAGAUAUGAAAAGAGAAAGUGAGAAGGAAUGGUAUUUUGGCAAUGCAGACAAAGAAAGGAGUGGUCCGUAUGGCUUCCAUGAGAUGCAAGAAUUAUGGACCAAAGGAAUGUUAAAUGCAAAAACUCGAUGCUGGGCUCAAGGCAUGGACGGAUGGAGACCGCUUCAGGCAAUACCCCAGCUCAAGUGGUGUCUGUUAGCCAGCGGACAGGCCGUGCUGAACGAGACCGACCUCGCGACCCUUAUAUUGAACAUGUUGAUCACAAUGUGUGGAUAUUUUCCAAGCAGGGAUCAAGAUAACGCCAUCAUUCGGCCUUUACCCAGAGUGAAAAGACUGCUGUCAGACAGCACUUGCCUUCCCCAUAUUAUUCAGCUGCUGCUGACCUUUGACCCCAUCCUUGUUGAGAAGGUUGCCAUCCUGUUAUACCACAUCAUGCAAGAUAACCCACAGUUGCCUCGCCUGUACCUGAGUGGAGUGUUCUUCUUCAUCAUGAUGUACACCGGUUCCAAUGUGCUUCCCGUUGCUCGGUUUUUGAAAUAUACACAUACCAAACAGGCUUUCAAAUCAGAGGAGACAAAAGGACAAGAUAUUUUUCAGAGAAGUAUUCUUGGACACAUUCUACCUGAAGCAAUGGUUUGUUACUUAGAAAACUAUGAGCCUGAAAGGUUUUCUGAGAUUUUCCUAGGAGAAUUUGACACUCCAGAAGCAAUCUGGAGCAGUGAAAUGAGGCGCCUUAUGAUAGAGAAGAUUGCUGCCCAUCUUGCUGACUUCACACCUCGUCUUCAGAGUAACACAAGAGCCCUCUAUCAAUAUUGUCCCAUCCCAGUUAUCAACUAUCCGCAGCUAGAAAAUGAACUAUUUUGUAAUAUUUAUUACCUCAAGCAACUCUGUGAUACAAUCCGGUUUCCAGAUUGGCCAAUUAAAGACCCGGUCAAACUGCUAAAAGAUACCCUGGAUGCCUGGAAGAAGGAAGUAGAAAAGAAGCCACCCACCAUGUCAGUAGACGAUGCCUAUGAAGUGCUGAACCUACCUCCGGGACAGGGCCCGCACGAUGAGAGCAAGAUUAGAAAAGCUUACUUCCGACUGGCACAGAAGUACCACCCCGAUAAGAAUCCAGAAGGGAGGGAUAUGUUUGAAAAAGUGAAUAAAGCAUAUGAAUUUUUAUGUACCAAAUCAACAAAAAUAGUGGAUGGACCAGAUCCAGAGAAUAUCAUUUUAAUUCUGAAAACUCAAAGCAUCCUCUUCAAUCGUCACAAAGAAGACUUACAGCCUUACAAAUAUGCGGGGUACCCCAUGCUAAUUAGAACUAUCACCAUGGAGACCUCUGAUGACCUCCUCUUCUCUAAGGAAUCACCGCUGCUGCCUGCGGCCGCAGAACUGGCUUUCCAUACCGUCAACUGCUCAGCCCUCAAUGCCGAAGAGCUCAGGAGAGAGAAUGGAAUAGAGGUGUUACAGGAGGCAUUUAGUCGCUGUGUGGCUGUCUUGAAUCGCUCUAGUAAACCAACUGACAUGUCAGUACAGGUGUGUGGACACAUAAGCAAAUGCUAUAGCGUGGCUGCUCAGUUUGAAGAGUGCCGAGAGAAGAUCACAGAGAUGCCCGGCAUCAUCAAGGAUCUCUGCCGGGUGCUCUAUUUUGGCAAGAGUAUUCCGCGUGUGGCUGCCCUCGGGGUAGAAUGUGUCAGUUCUUUUGCUGUGGAUUUCUGGCUCCAGACACACCUAUUUCAGGCCGGAAUUUUGUGGCACCUGCUCGGUUAUCUGUUUAACUAUGACUACACGCUAGAGGAGAGCGGCAUUCAGAAGAGUGAAGAAACAAACCAGCAGGAAGUGGCCAACAGUCUUGCAAAACUGAGUGUACAUGCUCUCAGUCGCCUUGGAGGGUACUUGCCUGAAGACCAAGCAACCCCAGAAAACCCAACUGUAAGAAAAAGUUUAGCUGGCAUGCUGACACCCUAUAUUGCUAGAAAGCUCGCUGUGGUCAGUGCCACCGAGAUUUUGAAGAUGCUGAACAGCAACACAGACAACCCCUAUUUGAUAUGGAACAAUUCCACAAGAGCAGAACUGCUGGAGUUUCUUGAAUCACAACAAGAAAGCAUGAUCAAGAAAGGUGAUUGUGACAAGACUUACGGGUCAGAAUUUGUCUACAGUGAUCAUGCCAAAGAACUUAUUGUGGGGGAGAUUUUUGUUAGGGUGUACAAUGAAACCCCUACUUUCCAACUAGAGGUGCCUAAAGCAUUUGCCGCAAGUCUGUUGGAUUACAUUGGCUCUCAGGCCCAGUACCUGCACACGUUCAUGGCCAUCACACAUGCUGCGAAGGUGGAGUCCGAGCAGCAUGGAGACCGCCUGCCGAGAGUGGAGAUGGCUUUGGAGGCACUCAGAAAUGUCAUCAAGUACAAUCCAGGGUCUGAAAGUGAAUGCAUUGGGCACUUUAAGUUGAUAUUCUCCCUUCUCCGAGUCCAUGGGGCUGGUCACGUGCAGCAGCUGGCAUUAGAGGUUGUGAAUAUAGUGACAUCUAACCAGGAUUGUGUGAACAACAUUGCAGAGUCGGUGGUUCUGUCCAAUUUGUUGGCUCUCCUGCAUUCAUUGCCAUCAAGUCGUCAGCUUGUUCUGGAAACUCUUUAUGCUUUGGUGUCAAGUACAAAAAUAAUCAAAGAAGCAAUGGCAAAGGGGGCUUUGAUUUAUUUAUUAGAUAUGUUCUGCAAUUCAACACAUCCACAGGUUCGAGCCCAAACAGCAGAACUUUUUGCCAAGAUGACAGCGGAUAAACUGAUUGGUCCAAAGGUUCGAAUUACAUUAAUGAAAUUUCUGCCUAGCGUUUUCAUGGAUGCUAUGAGAGACAACCCGGAAGCUGCUGUGCAUAUUUUCGAAGGAACCCACGAGAACCCUGAGUUGAUUUGGAAUGAUAGUUCCAGAGACAAAGUGUCCACCACAGUGAGAGAAAUGAUGCUAGAGCACUUUAAAAAUCAGCGGGACAACCCUGAUAUAAACUGGAAGUUACCUGAAGAUUUCGCUGUGGUGUUUGGAGAGGCUGAGGGUGAACUUGCUGUGGGAGGGGUUUUCUUGAGGAUCUUCAUCGCACAGCCAGCGUGGGUUUUAAGAAAGCCCCGGGAGUUUCUGAUAGCACUGCUGGAAAAGUUCACCGAGCUCUUGGAGAAGAACAAUCCUCACGGGGAGACUCUGGAGACCUUGACCAUGGCCACGGUGUGUCUCUUCAGUGCCCAGCCCCAGCUGGCAGAUCAAGUCCCCCCCCUGGGCCAUCUUCCCAAAGUCAUCCAGGCGAUGAACCACAGAAACAACGCCAUUCCUAAGAGUGCCAUUCGGGUCAUCCACGUCCUGUCGGACAAUGAGCUGUGCGUUCGCGCCAUGGCGUCGCUAGAGACCAUUGGCCCCCUGAUGAACGGGAUGAGGAAGCGAGCAGACACCAUCGGUCUGGCCUGUGAAGCAAUCAAUCGCAUGUUCCAGAAGGAGCAGAGUGAACUGGUCGCGCAAGCUCUGAAAGUGGAUUUGGUCCCUUACCUCCUGAAGUUGCUUGAAGGCAUAGGCCUUGAGAAUCUGGACAGCCCCUCUGCCACGAAGGCUCAGAUCGUCAAAGCCCUCAAGGCAAUGACCCGAAGCCUGCAGUAUGGAGAACAGGUGAAUGAAAUCCUGUCUCGUUCUUCCGUCUGGAGCGCCUUCAAAGAUCAGAAACACGAUCUGUUCAUUUCUGACUCACAGACAGCAGGAUACCUCACAGGACCUGGCGUGGCUGGAUACCUUACCGCGGGUACAUCGUCAGCCGUCAUGUCCAACCUGCCGCCUCCUGUAGACCACGAGGCGGGGGACCUCGGCUACCAGACUUGAAACAAACACUCGACGUGCGGUGACCGGCGCAAAGGCCAGUGCCGCCUCCACAUUCCUCCAGCCGCCACGUCGAAGCAAACUCUCUUAACUGCCUUUCUCCUGGUCUCACGACAGUGUUACUCCUUUUUCUAUGAAUAUAUUUUUAUUUAGGAAAACGUCAGUGAUUCUGAUCGUCUCCACGUGACGACGAGAAAAGCACUCUGGAUCAACCUAAGAGGUUACCCGAGAAGUGUGUUGGUUUUUUUUUCUUCCCCCCUUGACGUACGUAAGCACAUUUUGUUCCUUUGUACCUGUUUACAAGACUGUGAAUCAAAAAGAUGAAACUUACUUCCUAGUUUUUAUAAUUUUUUUUUGAAUUAGUGUGACUGUGGGAUUAAGCUACAGUCUCCAGAAAUUGGGCUAAGUCACCCAUCCCCAGAAACCCCCCCCCUCCCCCUACCCAGGUUUCUGCGGCCAUCUCCCUGGCACUGAACACCAUUAGGUUUUGUCCCGUUACCUGUUCACCGGUGUCCCUGUCAUUAACCUCCCGAGAGCGCACAUCGGUAUGCAUACCUGGCUUUACCAAACUGAAUGAAGAGGAACUCGUGCAAAAAAAAAAA